CGCCCGCACCAGUUGACUCUUUUUUGUUUGGUGUGCAGGUCGGAGAUUCACUACUGACGUUGAACCUGGUUGACUCCAGAAUGGCUUUAGCUCAAUUCAAAAAUAAGAUAUGUGAAAUGUGGAGUCCUCUCCUAGAGACAAACACUCGGAAAAAUUGCAACUCUGUCAAACUGACAAUGCGAAUUGCAUCCUGCCAUCCUCUGAACUCGAGGACCAACUGCACAAGCGGCAGCAGCAGCAGCAGCAGCAGCAGCAACAAUGGGUGAAGAAGAAGAAGACCAAGUCAUGACCCCCCCUUCGGGGGAGGAGAGCUCUCAUUCCACCAGAGCGGGGUCCGUCAACCGCGUCAUUCCACGCCGUAAUCGUAACCGCAUCUCAUUGUCUUGCACCGAAUGUCGAGCGCGAAAGGUCAAAUGCAAUCGAGCUCGGCCUUGCAACCACUGCAUCAAACGCAAUUGCGUCGACAAAUGCGUCUACAUUACCAACCGUAAGGCUCGUCCAGCACAGCGGGCCUUUUCGGACGUCUAUGGACGAGCCCAGUCCCCUUUAGCCAAUGGCACCGAUGACCCCUCGGACUCGAAAGCACCACAUGCUCGCGAUCGAAUUGACCGAUUGGAAAAGCUCGUGCUGCAUCUCAUGUCGGAAAAUGUCCAAAUGCGCGAUGCACGGGGUCUGGCUCCCAUGCCUACGGCCAAUCUCGGAGGCAUACAGAUCGACAGAGACAUGUUUCGCGACGCGGAUAUCUCCCUGCCUUUUAGAGGGAGCGUCAGUGCAGCGAGCUCGAGUGAACCGUUCAGUCCACACGAAGUGUCAUCCGCCUCUAUCAAUGCCACUGACGAGGACACUGCCCGGGCCUUGGGUGUGAUGAGAUCCCAUCGAGGCAUCCUGACAUACUGGGGCGCCAGCCAUUGGGCCAUGGUGCCGCCAGAAAUGGCCGAUUUCAAGGGCAUUUAUGGACACACAAAACCAAGUGCAGCGCAUCUUCUAACCAAGAAGAAGAGCCAAAUGAAACUAUUAAAGACCAAUCCAGAGCUGGCGCUGUGUGGUGGUGGAUUGGACAUGCUGGAAGGAAAUGGGAAUUCCAUCUUGAUUCGGUUUCCGUUUAGUACACUGAAGCCAGUGACAAAAGCGCGAAUGCUGCAGACGUUGCCGGAGCGCAAGACUGUCGACUCGCUGGUCGAUCGAUUCUUUUCGUUUUUCAAUCGCUCGUAUCAUGUCUUGCACGAGCCGACGUUUCAUGAAGAGUAUAAUGCUUUCUGGAUAAACUAUUCCAAGCCCGACUUUGAUGCCGAGAAUGUCGACUUUGGCUGGCUCUCCCUUUUAUUCGCAAUCAUCGCAUUGGCUGUGCACUCGAACCUCGGGAGCGUCAACAUCCCCCGCGAACCGUGGGAAUCGGCGCUCGCAUCUGCGUUUUCCUACAUCCGCGCUACUGAACAAUGUCUCUUUUUGUCCGGCAACUUUACACGAAAACCCACUCCGUCAACCCUCACGGCCAUGAUUCUCGUCUUCUUCGCCCGCAGAAUGCGCGUUGAGGAAGUUCAGGGCUCGCUUUGGGUCUUUCACGGCGCGAUUGCCCGCAUGGCACUCAGCAUGGGUUUGCACCGAGAUCCCAAACCGUACGGGACCAUUCCGGCUUCCGUAUCCGAAGUCCGGCGCCGCCUUUGGGCGACAGUGCUGUGCACCGACAUUCUCGGAUCCCUUCACAUUGGGCUUCCGUCAACCAUGUAUCAUGUAGAAUCCAACAGCGAGAUGCCACUAAACAUUCACGAUCACGAACUCAGUCGCGAGGCCACUGAGCUCCCUCCUGGUCGACCGCUCACAGAAUACACGGGCACGUCAUUUCUCAUCAUCAAGACACGGUUAUCCCUUGCCUUUGCUAGCAUCGUUGCCCAAACCACCACUCUCCGCGCUGGAGUUUCGUACGAAGAUAUUCUCAAAUGGGACUAUAAACUCAAAGAAAUCUUAUCGUCAAGUCCAGAUAUGCUCCGCCUGAAACCCCUAGUCCGGUGGGGCGGCGACCCCCUCUGGCUCAUCAGUCAGCGCUGUGCGUUGGACAUUCUUUACCAAAAGGCCUUGUUAGCCUUACAUACGCCGUAUACGCUACGAUUCAGAAACAACAUGCGGUUUGCAACAUCGUAUCAGGCGUCGGUCGAAGCAGCCGUUGCGUUACUUCAACAUACGGUACAAUUAUACCAAGUUGAUUCAUCGCUACUGGAUCAAGUUGAAUGGCUUACCGAGUCAUUGCUCACGCACGACGUCUUGCAUGCAGCCGUUAUUGUCUGUUUUGCCAUAAAAGAUUUGACCAAAGGGCAGAAGAUUCAGCAGCAGCCGCAGCGGCCGCAGGAGCCACAGCAGAAUGAUCAAUCAACUGCGACGCCAACGGCGCACGCGCUGGCAGGCGAGCUUCGCUUUUCCAAGGACGACUUGUUCAAAGUACUGCAUGACGCCGAAGACAUUUAUGCCGAUUGGAAAAAGACGUGCUUGAAAGCAUCUCUGACAUUUAACGCCGUGUCGUGCUUGAUUGGAAAAGCCAAGGAACCUGACCAUUGUCCUGGCCCUCCCGUCACCUGUCCCGGUCCUUGUGUUACUUGCAAAAAGAAAACCCUCCCCACCAAGCCCAGCGUACCAAGACCGGCAGCAGCAGCAGCAGGACCAACACAUCCAGGCAACUAUCCCGAGUCCUUUGUCCGGUUGCAGCCAAUUGAUGCCGACGAUCAACCAAACGCUUCAUCUAACAACAAGCGAAAGGGGAAAGCCGCGGCAAUACAAGAUCCCGCGCUCGCGACUGCAGACUUCUCCGCCAUGGCCGGCAGUAGCGCAGGCGUUAGUCCCCGUGAUCAACAACAACACCAGCACCACCAGUCAACAUCGCCUUCAAUAAACAUGUUGACACCCACGUCCGCGCAGGACGUCAUGCUGAACGGACCUAAUACUCCUGGUCUCGUUGGGUCAGGUCACAUGAGCCGACAACAACAUCAAGCUAAUUGCUUCGAUCCCACUGUCGUUCCCUCGCCUGCUGGCCUGCCUACCCCCUUUGAAGCAGCUGCAGCCGCGCCGUCGGACUUUCAUAUCCCAGGCCUCGAUCAUAAUAGUAUGCAGCUCGACGCCACAGGCACAAGUCCAGGUUCAGGGUCUGCGCAGAAUGAGAGCAUGGCAUGGAAUUCUGCAAUUGAUAGAGAAUUCUGGGAUAACUUCAUGCAAACUCUCGACGUAGGCUGGGAUCCACCCGCAAGCGACUGGGUCGCGGGCAUGUACAUGCCUCCAUAGAUGCCGCAGGACUGUCUGAUCAAUUCUGUUCUCUUUACGGGGAAAUUACGGGGAAAUCGUAUUUACCGUGGUUCUAUUUGUCUCAUGAUUCCUUUUCUCCUUCUCGGGCUCUGGGUAUAGUUCCCAAUGCGUUAUUUUUCUCCGCUCCAGGAUGUUUUGAUAUAUAUAUAUAUAUAUAUCUUUCCCCGCUCUUUCUGUAUUAUCAGCCCUUGUAUAGAUACCCAUUUUAGUACAAAAAUGAAAGACGAUAUUU
Xylona heveae TC161 is the source of this 3520-nucleotide messenger RNA. RefSeq lists its product as hypothetical. The coding region runs from base 259 to 3267 and encodes 1002 amino acids. The transcript has 3 exons. Gene Ontology annotation, cellular component: nucleus. Gene Ontology annotation, molecular function: DNA-binding transcription factor activity, RNA polymerase II-specific; DNA binding; zinc ion binding. Gene Ontology annotation, biological process: DNA-templated transcription; regulation of DNA-templated transcription. The record is from RefSeq and is a predicted model, not a curated record. Lineage: Eukaryota; Fungi; Ascomycota; Xylonomycetes; Xylonales; Xylonaceae.